Molecule: messenger RNA, 4585 nt
Organism: Trematomus bernacchii (emerald rockcod)
Lineage: Eukaryota; Metazoa; Chordata; Actinopteri; Perciformes; Nototheniidae
Product: myomesin-2-like
Molecular function (GO): protein binding
Source: RefSeq, a predicted model, not a curated record
AUGUCAACGAGGAUGAAACGUGGGGCUUACGACCACGAGUACCACCACAAACAGAGCAAAUAUGUGGUUAAAGAGUACAGCAGUUCUACGGCGAUGGAGGAAAGAUAUGAGCACAAAACACAGUCUCGCAUCCAAGAAGUGGUAACCUCAAAGAUGGGGGACAAAUAUGUGCGUGAGGAGCCGAUGAUCAGGGGACCGACGUUCCUAGUCCGACUCAGAUCCCACACCGUGUUUGAGAAAACUCCUGCCAAACUCUGCUGCACUGUUGCUGGCUUCCCCUUGCCUUCUGUACAAUGGUAUAAAGACGGCUCGAUCCUGGGCAUGUCCUCGGGGCAGUUCCUCAUUGAAGCUAAAGGUGGAAUCCAUACUCUGGAAAUCCCAAGAUGCUCCACUGAUGAUACGGCCCAGUACACCGCUGUGGCCUGUAACAGCCAUGGACAGGCUUCUAGUCUGGCCUCCGUCAUCGUCAAGAGGUUCAAGGUGGAGGAGGAGAUCAGCUCAUACGCUUGGUUGCCUUACACAGCUGCCAUGCUUCCCAAGAUCCAGUACACUAAAAUCAACAUCACUUUCCUGGAGAAGUUUGGGCCAGUGUUUGCCACCGAGGGAGAUUCUGUCACUCUGACUGCCACCAUGACCCUGAGCCCCAACCUGGCCAACCUGCAGCCCGAUGCACAGUGGUAUAGAGAUGACACGCGUCUGUCUGACUCUAAGUGGGUGAAGAUCGUCACCGGCAGAGGCAUCACCUCCCUGAAUCCCAACCUGUUCAAAGACGACGAAGGCCUCUACACAAUACGCAUGGUCACUAAAGGAGGCACCGCCGAACAUGGAGCAUUCGUCUCUGUCUCAGAUGGGCCUCCCCCAAUCGCCGGUGCACCCGGUGCUCCUAUGGAUAUUAAGAUCCACGAUGCCAACAGGGACUAUGUCAUUACGUCAUGGAAGCCCCCAAAUACCACCACAGAGGGACCAAUCCUGGGAUACUUUGUGGACAAAUGUGAGGUUGGAACUGAAAACUGGACCCAGUGCAAUGAUCACCCCAUAAAGAUCUGCAAAUACCCCGUGCCCGGGCUGUUUGAGGGGCACUCGUACUACUUCAGAGUCCGAACCGUCAACUCUAAAGGAGUCAGCAAAGCCUGCCGCAUCUCUGAGCCCAUCGCCGCGCUGGACCCCACUGAGUUUGAGAGGCUGCAUGCCAAAAGACUUGGAGGAAACCUGGAUGUUGUGUCUUACCAUGAUGAAGUUGAAGCUGAAGGGAAGCCUCCGGGUGCUGCUUCAGGGAUGUACGCCUCAGAAACCGACAGGACUUAUGUUGUUUUGAGCUGGAAGGCACCUGUGUAUUCCAGCAAGGCUCCCAUGUGGUACUACAUAGAAAAGAGCCUGGCAGACAGCGGUGCGUGGCAGCGCGUCAACACUCAGGUUCCUAUCAGAUCUCCCCGUUACGCCGUCUUUGACCUCGCAGAGGGCAAACUCUAUCAAUUCAGAGUUGUGUCUGCUAAUAUCUAUGGAGCCAGUGCGCCGUCAGAGCCCACCGGCCCCAUCCAGACUCAGGAACUCAAAGGUGUGCCAUCUGCUCCCGGUCAGGUGAUUUCUACCAGGGAAACCGACACCUCUGUCCUCAUUCAGUGGGCUCCUCCCAAAGAACCCAACAAUCUGAUUGGCUACUACAUCGACCAGUGUGUAAAAGGGUCCGCAGACUGGACUUCGGCCAAUCACAAACCUCACAAGAGCACCAAGUUCGUGGUCAGUGGCCUGACUAAAGGACAGACCUACGUGUUCCGCGUGCAGGCCAUCAAUGAGCUGGGCCUCAGUGACGAAUCCCAGGAGUCCGCUCCUCUGACUGUUAAGGCUGCCCUCACCGCCCCCUCUGCUCCUUACGACAUCGCAUUGCUGAACUGUGACGGCCACUCAGUGGUUCUGAACUGGAAGAAACCCACUCACAAUGGAGGAUCAAGCAUCAAGGAGUAUUAUGUGGACAAAAGACGCAGUGGAGCCACCGUGUGGAGAGAGGUUCACAUCCCACCAGUCACAGAAAGACUUUAUAAGGCUGAGGGCCUGACGGAGGGAGCCGUCUACCAGUUCCAAGUUUAUGCAGCCAAUCUGGCUGGCCUGGGACCAGCGUCCAAACACUCAGCCGACAUCAGCUGUGAGGCCUGGACCAUGCCGGAGCCUGGCCCUGGCUAUGACCUGACCUUCAGUGAAGUGAGAGAUAGUUCAAUGUUGGUUGAGUGGAAAAAGCCUGUCUAUACUGGCUCUGGAUCAAUCACAGGAUAUCAUGUUGAGUACGCCAAGAAGGGCACUUCUGAUUGGACCACAGCCAAUGAGACGGCUGCCAGUCACCGCUUCCUCAAGGUAACAGGUCUGGAGGCGGGCACUAGCUACGUGUUGAGAGUGCGUGCGGUCAACGCUGCAGGAGUGGGAAUGGCGUCAAUGGCCUCUGAUCCCGUCACUGCCCAGGCUGUGGAAGGCUCCCAGGAGGUGUCCUGUGUUGUGGACGAGAAGUCCGGCGACAUUGUUCUCUCCUUUGAGUCCUGCCAGUUGAACGAGGGCUCUCAGUUUGCCUGGAAGAAAGAUUAUAAAGAAGUUACAGAUUUCUCCAAAGGAAUAGUGAUUAAGACCGAAGGCAGCCAUUCUAAGCUGAUCUUUAAGAACGCGGAUAAAGAGGACUUUGGGACGUACUCUGUUUCUGUCACCAGCACCAUGGGAGUGUCUUCCAGCCACACCAUCACUACUGAAGAGUUGACAAAGAUGCUGGCACUCAGCUAUGAAAUCAGACACCCAGUCAUCCCUCUGAAGUCUGAGUUGGCCUAUAAGAUUUUGGAGAGAGGCAGAAUGAGGUUCUGGCUGCAGGCAGAAGGCAUUUCUUCCAAUGUCACCUACAAAUUCUUUGCCAACAACAAGGAACUGUCUGGAGCUGAUCCCAACAAGAUGGGCCAUGACCUCGCUACAGGUAUCAUUGAGUUCAUGUUGGAUCAUUUCACUGAGGAAGACGAGGGGACAUUUACCUGCCAGAUCGCAGAUGGAGGCGGAAAAGCACAGAGCUCACUGGUUCUGAUUGGAGACGCUUUCAAGGCAGCGCUGGCUGAGGCUGAGUACCAGAGGAGAGAGUACAUCAGAGUCAAGGAGGGUCCCCACUUCAGUGAGUUCCUGACACUUCAUGUUGGAGAGGACUGCUGCGUCUCUCUGGUCUGCAAGGUUUCUAACUUGAAGAAGGAAUCAGCGUUCCUCUGGUACAAAGAAGACACAGAGAUCGUCCCGGAUGUGAAGCCUGACAUGACAUCAGGAGUCUGCAAACUCCCAAUUAAACUGUUUUCCCUGAAGACAGCGGGAGUUUAUAAGGCCACCAUCAGUGACGACAGAGGAAAAGAUAUGAGCCAAAUUGACAUCUCUGGAAAAGUAUUUGAAGACGCCAUCAACAAGAUCAGCCAACUGGCAGGAGCCAGUGCCGCAGAGCUGGCGAUUCACUGCACAGAAACAGGCAUCCAGCUGCAGUGCCACAUGAAGUACUACACCACCGAGAUGAACAUCGCCUGGUGCCAUGGUGAGACUAAACUCGCCCACAGUGACAAGAUUGUGAUUGGAGGAACCCCUGCUAUGGCAACCAUGGAGCUGAUUGAGCCAAUGGAGAAAGAUAAGGGACUGUACUCCAUCGUGAUCACCGACCCUGAAACCGCACACAAACGCGUACUGGACCUCAGCGGAGACGUAUAUGAGAAAGCCUUCGCUGAGUUCCAGAAACUCAAGGCCGAGGCCUACGCUGAGAAGAACCGUGGUAAGGUGGUGGGAGGACUGCCUGAUGUGGUCACCAUUAUGGAAAAAAAGACCCUGAGUUUGACAUGUACAGUGUGUGGGGACCCCAAGCCUCAGGUCUCAUGGUUGAAGAAUGGAGCCGAUGUGAUACCUGAUGAUCAGUACGUGGUCUCCAUAGACCAGGGCAGGUUUGCCAGUCUGACGAUCAACGGUGUUACCAUGGAGGAUUCUGGCAAAUAUACCAUGAUUGUCCAGAACAAAUAUGGAGGGGAGUCUGUGGAUAUAGUGGUCAGUGUGUACCGUCAUGGAGAGCAAAUCCCAGAGGCCAGACCGACUCUGACCCCUAAAACAAUGAUCCCUCCUAAACUCCCCAUUGAGAUCCCGCAGCCCAAGUCAGCCCAGCCCCCUCCAAGCCCCGCCCCCUCCACUCCUAGCCCCGCCCCUCCAAAAGCUGGAAGAGGAGUGAAGAGUCCCACUCCUACCAGGAGGAAGUAGAAAGCAUGACAAUCAUAAAUAAGGAAGACAGAUACUCACACACCGGAGCGCAUGUAAACAACUUCAGUCUGUCUGGACAAAUAUUCAAAGCUUCAAAUGAAAUGGAGCAAACACACUUGUGAAUUAGAGGGUCCAGAAAACCCUGAUAGCUAAAGUAAUAAUUCAUGUUAAAGUUAGCAACAACAAAAAAAUGUACUACUGUGAUAUCCCUGUAAGAACACAAAGCUGAAAUGAAUAACAUUCAAAAAACGAGUUCAUAUCAGGACUUGACUUGAUGAGAGAUAACUAAAUUGAUUGAAAUAAACUUUAAUGAAAUUUGAAUAAAGUUGGAAUUUAAUUUAAAUGA